AUGGGUGCUUCAAUGGCCACCGGUGGCAGUUUUGCUCCCCGUAACUCUUUUACACGGGCACUCUUUUUGACCGUCUUUUGCUUCGUGCUCUUCAUCUACACUUUUAAACCUUCAUCUAUGGAACAUAUUGAACACCUUCGGCCGCCACAGAUGCACCCGCAGCCAAACAAUUCUUAUGCACCCGAGCGUCAGUCGGAUUGCACGCUCAAGCAGUCCUCGCUCAUGCAAUUGCAAGAAACAUACGAAUUGGGUGAUGAAAUCGAAUAUGCUCGUCGUUAUGUUCGAUUCAAUCGCCAAGACAUUCCCCGUAAAGCGAUAACAAAGCUUGACACGGACCUGUUCCCCAGAGGAUUUGACUCAAUUGAUAUUCGCAAUCCUCCGCCGAGGACAACUUGCCUGAAACCAAUCGAUGUUCCUGUCCCGAGGUCUCCAAUUCCAUACACUGUCAAUGCUUCGGAGCUUCUCUUCGGUAUAUCAACUACGUAUUCAAGACUGACGGAUGAAGAAAUAUCUCCGAUCAAUGAGUGGGCGCACUGGUUGACAGAUGGAAAUGGGAAGUCAAAUGGUGCAGGGCUGAUCCUCCGUCUCAUCGACGCCAGUCAAGAGGAGUUGGAAGAGGCUCGGCAUGUAAUGGCUUCGAUGGGAAUGGACGUGAAAGUCUAUCCCACUGAUAGUUCCAUUGAGAUGGCAAAGCGAUACCUCUCCCUCUUACCAGCACUCUACAAAGACAGUUCCCGGCCAAACCGCAAAUUCCUUGUCUUAGGUGACGAUGAUACUUUCUACCCGUCGAUGCAUUCUCUUCUUCACGAACUCUCUCAAUACGACCACAAGAAAGAUCUCUACCUCGGCACUCUCUCAGAAGAUACCAACAACAUCGCACGCCACGGAUCCCAAGCCUUUGGCGGAGCCGGAGUAUUCUUCUCCCUCUCCCUCGCCAAGAAAGUAGCCGAUAAAUUCGACCACUGCAGCACAAACGAGAAGAUCGGUGAGUCCGACACCGGCUGGGGCCCCCAAGGCGACAUCCUCCUACGAAAAUGCAUUUACGAAAACACCGAGACAACACUCACGCUCAUGCGUGACCUUCAUCAACUCGACAUCCAAGGUGAUCCCGCGGGGUUCUACGAGGCAGGCCUCAAACCCCUAUCACUGCACCACUUCAAAGGCGGCAUGUGGCACAAAGCGCGGCCAUACGAGGGCGCUCAAAUCGUGCAUGCAUGCGGCGAAGACUGUUUCCUCCAACGUUUCCAAACAGCGGAUGACUUCGUCAUCUCCAACGGCUUCUCCAUCGCCUACUACCCGCAUGGUGUUGAUUUCAACCUGCAUCAGAUGGAGAAGACCUUCACUGCAGCGCCCGACGACUAUGGCUGGAACCUCGACUUCAUGCUCGGGCCCCAGCGCAAAAAUCUCCUGUGGACGGGCCGUAAGGUCGCCUGGGAGCUGAUGGAGUCGUUAGUACAGCACGAUGGCUCGGUAAAACAGAUCUAUAUCAGGAAAGCGGAUGAUUACCGGUGGACGUAUGGGAAGGAUGGGAAUCGGAUGUUCGACAAGGACGGUGUGUUGGAAUUGAUUUGGAUCUCGUCGUGA
Molecule: messenger RNA, 1584 nt
Organism: Lachnellula hyalina
Lineage: Eukaryota; Fungi; Ascomycota; Leotiomycetes; Helotiales; Lachnaceae
Exons: 1
Coding region: 1-1584 (527 amino acids)
Cellular component (GO): membrane
Molecular function (GO): acetylglucosaminyltransferase activity
Source: RefSeq, a predicted model, not a curated record